GUUAGUCGCGGGAGGUAUAAAAAGGCGAAAACAGUCCAAAAUUCACAAGAAGACAACAUGUCACUUAAGGCGCUAGUAAUCCUGUCUCUGAUCGCAGCGGCGGCGUGCAGCCCCGCCGUGCUGCCAAAAAUCAGUAUCGGGGGCAGCGCCAAGGGGAGCACCAACACCGGCGUCAGCUUCGGGAUCGGCGGUGGACUCAAGGGGUCCUAAAUGGCGUGUUCCGAACAAUCAACGGCGUUGCCAACACAGCUAUCGGCGCCUUGGAGGCCGUUGCCAACAAGGUGAUCGGCAGUCUUAUCGAUGUCAUCAGCGUUAUGGUCAACUUGUGCCUGGUGCUGCAAGUGACCCUCAACAACCUGGUGGCCGGUCUCGGCUCCCUCUUCGUCAAACUCGUCGCUGUCAUCCUUAAGAUCGCCAUCUGCGUCCUUGGACUCCCAGGUGACCGCGGCGUGUGCGCUCGAGGAUGGAACGCCAAAUUCGGCGUCAGCGGAGAGCUGUCGGUCGGUGCGUCCGCGCAGGCGUACAUCAAACUCUUCGGCGUCGCCGAUGCGCAGGCGCAGCUCGACGUGUACAUCAACACCCUUUCUGGAGGAAAAGGACUUCAGUCUCUAUCCAACAGUGGCUCCAUCUACAUCGUACUCAACCAACUGAACUCUCUCUGCGGUUACGUCGCCAACUACAAGCAGAUCUCAAGAAGUACCGUGACAGAAACGUUCGUCAUCAUGAUCUCUAUCUCCGCUUCCGUCAGUAACUCUCGCAAGAAAGAUUCUGGCAACCAACUCAUUGACAAUAUCAUACCUCAGUGCGGCAAAUACUUCAAAGGAGCUGGAUACCCAGACAUCACUAGUCGAGUAACCACGAUCAAGAAUACAUGCAGCGGCGCAAAUGGCGACAAUGUCGACUGGGACGGAACCAACGGAGGCAGCACCGGAGGCAGCACUGGAGGCAACACCGGAGGCAACACCGGAGGCAGCACCGGAGGCAACACCGGAGGCAACACCGGAGGCAGCACCGGAGGCAGCACCGGAGGCAGCACUGGAGGCAGCACUGGAGGCAACACCGGAGGCAGCACCGGAGGCAACACUGGUGUCUCCGUAGGCGUCAAUCUCGGUCUUGGAGGAAUCCUCAACGGAGUCUUCAAAGUCAUCAAGGGCGUCGCCAACACCGCUCUCACUGCUUUGAACGCCGUUGUCAACAUUGUUAUCCGUACGUUGAAGGAUGUCUUCGAUGUCGUUGGGAACUUGAUCCUGGUCCUCGAAGUGACCCUCGACAACUUGGUGUCUGGUCUCGGCUUCCUCUUCGUUCGUCUGGUCGCUGGCAUCCUCAAGAUCGCCGUCUGUAUCCUCGGUCUGCCAGGAGACAGCGGAAUCUGCGCUAAAGGCUGGAACGCCAAGUUUGGCAUAGAGGGAGAGCUUUCUACUGGAGCCACCGUCGAGGAUUGCAUCGAGCUGUUCGACCUUGUUGAAGCUCAGGCGGAGCUCGAUGGUUACAUCAAUAUCCUUUCUGGAGGAAACGGACUGCAAUCUCUGUCGAACAAGGGUUCCAUCUACAUCGUCCUCAACCAAGUCAACACUCUCUGCGGUUACAUCACCAAUUAUGAGCAGAUCACCAAGGAGACCGUCACCCAAACCUUCGUUAUCAUGACCACUAUCUCCGCUUCCAUCAGUAACUCUCUCCAAUCUAACUCUGGAACCGAAGUGAUCGACAACCUAGUUAGCAAAUGCGGACCAUACUUCACACAAUCCGGAUACACAGAUAUCACCAUUCAAAUAACCGUCAUCAAACGAACUUGCGAUGCUGCCAACGGUGACAAUGUUGACUGGAACGGCAAUGGUAACAACGGAGGCAGCACUGGAGGCAGCACCGGAGGCAGCACUGGAGGCAACACCGGAGGCAGCACCGGAGGCAGCACUGGAGGCAACACUGGUGUCUCCGUAGGCGUCAAUCUCGGUCUUGGAGGAGUCCUCAACGGAGUCUUCAAAGUCAUCAAGGGCGUCGCCAACACCGCUCUCACUGCUUUGAACGCCGUUGUCAACAUUGUUAUCCGUACAUUGAAGGAUGUCUUCGAUGUCGUUGGAAACUUGAUCCUGGUCCUCGAAGUGACCCUCGACAACUUGGUGUCUGGUCUCGGCUCCCUCUUCGUUCGUCUGGUCGCUGGCAUCCUCAAGAUCGCCGUCUGUAUCCUCGGUCUGCCAGGAGACAGCGGAAUCUGCGCUGAAGGCUGGAACGCCAACUUUGGCAUAGAGGGAGAGCUUUUUACUGGAGCCACCGUCGAGGAUUGCAUCGAGCUGUUCGACCUUGUUAAAGCUCAGGCGGAGCUCGAUGGUUACAUCAAUAUCCUUUCUGGAGGAAACGGACUGCAAUCUCUGUCGAACAAGGGUUCCAUCUACAUCGUCCUCAACCAAGUCAACACUCUCUGCGGUUACAUCACCAAUUAUGAGCAGAUCACCAAGGAGACCGUCACCCAAACCUUCGUUAUCAUGACCACUAUCUCCGCUUCCAUCAGUAACUCUCUCCAAUCUAACUCUGGAACCGAAGUGAUCGACAACCUCGUUAGCAAAUGCGGACCAUACUUCACACAAUCCAGAUACCCAGAUAUUACCGUUCAAUUAACCGUCAUCAAACAAACUUGCGAUGCUGCCAAUGGUGACAAUGUUGACUGGAACGGCAAUGGUAACAACGGAGGCAACACUGGAGGCAACACUGGAGGCAACACCGGAGGCAGCACCGGAGGCAACACUGGAGGCAACACCGGAGGCAGCACUGGAGGCAACACCGGAGGCAACUCUGGAGGCAACACCGGAGGCAGCACUGGAGGCAGCACCGGAGGCAACUCUGGAGGCAGCACUGGAGGCAACACCGGAGGCAGCACCGGAGGCAACUCUGGAGGCAGCACUGGAGGCAACACUGGCGUUUCCGUGGGCAUCAAUCUCGGUCUUGGAGGAGUCCUCAACGGAGUGUUCAAGGUCAUCAAGGGCGUCGCCAACACCGCGCUCACUGCUUUGAACGCCGUUGUCAACAUUGUUAUCCGUACCUUGAAGGAUGUCUUCGACGUCGUUGGAAACUUGAUCCUGGUUCUCCAAGUGACACUCAACAACUUGGUGUCUGGUCUCGGCUCCUUCUUCGUCCGUCUGGUCGCUUGCAUCAUCAAGAUCGCCGUCUGCAUUCUUGGACUCCCAGGAGACAGCGGAGUCUGCGCUAAGGGCUGGAACGCUAAGUUCGGCGUGCAAGGAGAACUCUCAGUCGGCGCCACCCCCGGAACUUGCAUCAAACUCUUCGGCCUUGCAGACGCUCAGGCACAACUCAACGGUUACAUCAACACCAUCUCUGGAGGAAAUGGACUGAAAUCUCUGUCAAACAAGGGUUCCGUCUACAUCGUUCUCAACCAAGUCAACACUCUCUGCGGUUACAUCACCAACUACCAGCAGAUCUCCAAAGAAACCGUAACCGAGACCUUCGUCGUCAUCACCACCGUAUCUGCAUCCAUCAGUAACUCCCGCAAAACGAACUCUGGAUCGGAAAUCGUUGAAAACCUGGUGAACAAGUGCGGCCCGUACUUCGCUCAGUCCGGAUACCCAGAUAUCACCAAGAAAGUGACGGUCAUCAAGCAGACCUGCAACGCUGCCAACGGCGAUAACGCCAAUUGGGACGGCAAGAAUUAAGAAACCGGAAGCUUAUAGUGUGUAACUCUACAUCAAAGAACGCGAGUGCAAAACCUCUCUAUAAAUAAAAGGACCAAAGACAACAAACUUUCGAUAUCAUACAUAAAAAAAAAAGUUUAUUUGCCAAAAAGUGUUACAAGUAUUUUACCCUUGACCACCACACUAGGCGAGGCCUGUCUCGUGGAGGCAGUCCAAACAUUACCAUUUACAUUUUUCCUACGCUGAAGAAACAAUUCUAAAGACUUACAGUAUAAAUAUUUAAGACUAUGACUAAAGCUAACCAGACUUAACAAAGGACCAGACUUAAAAGGGAUCAAGUCCUCUGAUCGAGCCGGGAAUUGAACCCAGGUGCAAUUCUGGUGGAAUCCUAUUGCAAAACUGAGAUAUCUAAACUCUUAUUAAAACAAUGUGCCCUCUUUAAAACAAUGGUUCUAUCGACUGUCCCCUAUCCUAGCUUUUGCACCCUUCUAGCCCUGUAUGUGUUAUACUUACCAAAAUAAAGGUGUUCUUGCAAC
This is a messenger RNA of Leguminivora glycinivorella, 4177 nucleotides long. RefSeq lists its product as uncharacterized. The coding region runs from base 315 to 3662 and encodes 1115 amino acids. The transcript has 38 exons. Lineage: Eukaryota; Metazoa; Arthropoda; Insecta; Lepidoptera; Tortricidae. The record is from RefSeq and is a predicted model, not a curated record.